Propithecus coquereli (Coquerel's sifaka) is the source of this 2238-nucleotide messenger RNA. It is a transcript of the gene SCO1, whose product is annotated as protein SCO1 homolog, mitochondrial. NCBI's taxonomy places the organism in Eukaryota, Metazoa, Chordata, Mammalia, Primates, Indriidae. The coding region runs from base 46 to 963 and encodes 305 amino acids. The record is from RefSeq and is a predicted model, not a curated record. Gene Ontology annotation, biological process: mitochondrial respiratory chain complex IV assembly. The transcript is spliced from 6 exons.
CGGAAGUCGCAGGGCGGGUCAAAGGAGGCCCGGUCUCCGUAGCUCAUGGCGGGCCAGUUACUAGUGCCUGGCCGAAUUAUGCGGCUUCCGGGUGUCCAACUUUGGCGUCCCUUGCCUCGUAGACUCGGGCUCUGGGGCCCGGCCCAGGGAACCGCGAGAGUCUUGCUGAGGCAAUUCUGCGCGCGGCAAGAGGAGGUGUGGCGGGCCGUGGGGCUCGCUGGCAGGUGCCUGGGAAGCCGGCCCCUCAGCACGGCGAUGCCACCACCCCCGGAGUCGUCGGGGCCGGAGCAGAAGGGCCACAGAGAUCCCACGCACCCCUCGAAGCCCGGGCCUGUUACCUGGAAGUCUUUAGCAAUCACAUUUGCUAUUGGAGGAGCUUUAUUGGCUGGAAUGAAGUACUUCAAGAAAGAAAAGAUGGAAAAGCUAGAAAAGGAACGGCAGCGAAGCAUCGGAAAGCCUUUACUUGGGGGACCAUUUUCUCUCACAACUCAUACUGGAGAACCUAAAACUGACAAGGACUACCUGGGUCAGUGGUUACUGAUUUAUUUUGGUUUCACUCAUUGCCCUGAUAUCUGUCCAGAAGAACUAGAAAAAAUGAUUCAAGUCGUGGAUGAAAUAGAUGAUAUUCCAUCUCUGCCAAAUUUAACUCCGCUUUUCAUCACCAUUGACCCAGAGAGGGACACAAAAGAAACCAUCGCAAAUUAUGUGAAAGAAUUUUCUCCCAAACUGAUUGGCUUGACUGGCACAAAAGAAGAAAUCGAUCAAGUGGCCCGAGCAUACAGAGUAUAUUAUAGCCCUGGUCCCAAGGAUGAAGAUGAGGACUACAUAGUGGAUCAUACAAUAAUAAUGUACUUGAUUGGACCAGAUGGUGAGUUUCUAGAUUAUUUUGGCCAGAACAAGAAGAAUGCAGAAAUAGCUGGGUCAAUUGCUGCACACAUGUGGGCACACAGGAAAAGGAGCUAGCCAAAGCAGCGUUGCCGGAAGCAGUAUUCUCUUGCUAAAGAGGAAGGAAGCUUUGUCUCCCAUAGGAGCCAAUAUAUACAUGCAACCUACAGAAUGACCUUUGUACCAUGAGAACAUCUGGAUGGGAUGUUCAGCCAAAAUGGAUUCUUGGAAAUGUAAAGAUUACAACCUGAAGUCUUUCAAGUAGCUGCGGUGGGACCAGAAGACCAAACUAAAGUGCAGCCAGUGAAGAGCGGACCUGGUGGAAGGGCACAGCAGGGAGAGGCACAGCCAGUGCGUUUCCCCUCAUGCACGGGCCCUCCAGGCAGCUCUGCUGCCUCUCCAGCAUCUUGGACCCCUGCCAUACAGGUUGUGGGACUGAGUUUUGUGGAAAAGAGUGUGAUUUCCGUGGCGCUUUUGCUUUCCUCUUGAAUUCUUUGCUCUCUGAGUUCUUGGUGGCUAAUAACAGUCUAAUUAGGUUCUCUACCAUUCAAAGUUAAUCUUUACACUUGAAAGCAUAAGUUUAGUCUUCCUUGUUAAUGAAUAUCACUGUCAGGUUUGCCAUUGAUUGCCCUGUCAGCAGAUGUCAAUUUGAACUAAUGAAGAGAGCAUCUAUUUGGAGAAAACCUUUACUCCAGUUUUUCUAGGGGUCUUUGUCAUGAGUUUUAGCUAAAUGAUGUGCCAAGUUUUCAAUGACAUGCCAAGUGGAAAUAAGAGGGUAUUAAUCAUGAGUGUAAUAUAGAGUACUUUUCUGCAUAUACGAGAUUGCACUGCGUGUAAAAUAAAGGUGAUUGGGUUUUGCGACUCAAACAAGCAUGACCUUUCUCAGGGGUGAGGAGUGGAGCGGGUGCCUAGAUGGCAGCACACAGCUCUCAGGGCAGAGUCCCACAGACUCCGGUGGGCAGGUAGGUGGAUGCUUGUUCAAAUGCAGGUACCCAGGCCCGGAGCUAAAUUCACUGAGUCUGGGGUGGGAUGCAGAGACUUCCAUUCAUAACAGAUAUCACAGGUGACUCAGAUGCUGGUGGUCCGGGGACCACACCUUUGAGAGUGUUUUGGGGGGAAAUAAUUUCACCCAUCUUUUGGUGAGUCAGCGGAAAAAAAAAGAUCGUUGAGUGAUAGAAUGAAUCUUGGCUUUUGUUUCUAAAUGUAACUGCCCUGCAUAUCGGGGCUUGACUAUCACCUUUUCCACUUGAAGCUGUUGUCCUGGGGCAAAGUUCUCUGAAAACUUUUCAGUAAAUCCUAAGAUGCAGCAGGUAUAAUGCCUAGUCAGACAACAGAUUCUUUUUAUACAUCAGU